This is a messenger RNA of Acaulospora colombiana, 1201 nucleotides long. The record is from the annotation of a GenBank genome assembly. NCBI's taxonomy places the organism in Eukaryota, Fungi, Glomeromycota, Glomeromycetes, Diversisporales, Acaulosporaceae.
AUGAUUCCCAAGUUCAGUUCCCCGUCAAGGGAUAAUGCCUCAAAAGAUCAGAAGAAACCAUGGGAGCGAUCUGAUUUGAGCGAAGUAAUAUAUGGCAGGUCCAGUUUUUAUAAAAAGGAUCAAUUCACCGACAAGGCAUUAGAGGGAAAUGGCUUGAUCCCUGUGACCGCGAUCAUAUUGAACUGGAAGAGAAUAGAAAGUUUACAAGUGGUGGUGAAUUAUAUAUCCAAAUAUCCAUACGUCAAAGAAAUCUUGAUCUGGAAUAACAAUGCUAAAACAUAUAUAAGACGUCAGGCAAGAAGUGUUGACAAUUUUGAACUAAACAAUACCGAUGUAAUUUUAAACGUAUUCAACUCCGACAAAAAUCUCCAUGAUCUAUCCAAAUACAUUACCUGUUCAAUGGCAAAAUAUGAUUACUGUUAUUUUCAAGAUGACGAUUGGUUGAACCUAUACAUGGACAGCACUUACACCAAUUUCAUAAGAAAUCCAAAUCUAAUCCAUUCCAACACCAUGCCAGUCAUCCAUUUAGAGCAUAGGAGGUGGACGUUCCAUAAUGCCGAUAAAAACCUUCACACCGGAUUCACGUGGUUAGGCUGUGGAUCUUUUGUUCCGCGUGAGAAGGUUCUCCGGUUUUUGGGACAGUUGGGAACAAUUCCCUUGGCGAAAGAACGCCUACGGCUAUUGGAUAUGUAUUUCUCUCUAUGGACGAAUCAGUAUCCCUAUCAACUUUCAAACCCUUUGACCCCUCUGAAUCAGAAGGAUGAUUGGGGCAAUAGCGUGGAUCAUUGGACUGUAGUUUAUGUCAACAUCGUGAGUAUCAUUGUCGUUACUAUACGGUUAUGCGUACGAGAAAACUUGCGAAGGGUUAUCACCAUUGAAGGUGGCGCACAACUUUAUUUCAUUCUUGAAGGUUUAGCCAUCAAAUCUGGAUCUGAACGAUUCAUAGGUCAAGAAGAAGAACCUUACUACUCAAAUCGGGACGUGAGGUCACCGUGCAUAAACGAUAAAUGCCUAUUUAUCACCAAUAUCGACCCAUUUCCUCAUCCUUCAAGUGUACAAUACUCCAACAACAUUACUCACAUUCACGAACAUGAAGCCAAAUUCAAUGCAUUGGACUUUCCGAGCAAUGACUUCUGGGAUAAGCAUGCUUAUCAUAAAGCCGUAGAUUUGAACUUGAGCACGUGCUGGAAUUCUUUCAAAA